This is a messenger RNA of Saccoglossus kowalevskii, 1235 nucleotides long. RefSeq names its product elongation factor 1-delta-like. NCBI's taxonomy places the organism in Eukaryota, Metazoa, Hemichordata, Enteropneusta, Harrimaniidae. The record is from RefSeq and is a predicted model, not a curated record. Gene Ontology annotation, biological process: translational elongation. Gene Ontology annotation, molecular function: translation elongation factor activity; guanyl-nucleotide exchange factor activity. Gene Ontology annotation, cellular component: cytosol; eukaryotic translation elongation factor 1 complex.
GUUCUCUUCCGCCGGCCAUUCUUAGACUGUGAGCAGUUUUACGGAGACCGGUAAAACAAAAAAACAGGUCAGCAUGUCUCAUCCGUUGAUGCAGGAAUCUAUUUGGUUUGAAAAGUUCAGAUGUGAUGAUGCAGAAAGGAAUUAUGAAGAACACCUUGCAAAGCAACACUCUGGAUUAGUUGUACAGGGCUCCACCAGUAAGCUAGUGAGCGAAAUUGCCAGAGCCCGACAGAACAUCCAAAACACUCUUAAUUCUACUGGUGGUACUGGAUUAGCUGUUGGCCUUGCAGUGGAAAAUAGUCAAGUCAGUGAACUGAAACAGAGAUUGAGUGUGGUAGAACGAGAGAAUAAGGACCUCAAAAGAGUCACCCAAGAUCUUCAGGCAGCAGUAUCUAAACUACAGUCUAGAGUGAUCGCAUUAGAGAAAGGCAGUCCUGCUGCUUCAUCUCCAGCACCAGCUACAAAGGUUGAGGAAAAGGAAGAAAAUGGUGAGGAAGAAGAAGAUGAUGAUGACAACGACGAUGAUAUUGAUCUGUUCGGUUCUGAUGACGAUGAAGAAGCUGAGAAUGUGAAGCAAGAACGUUUAAAAGCAUAUGCUGAUCGCAAAGCUAAGAAGGGUCCUGGUCCCAUUGCUAAGUCCAGCCUUGUACUUGAUGUCAAACCAUGGGAUGAUGAAACAGAUAUGAAUGAGGUUGAAAAACUUGUACGUACCAUCAAAGCAGAGGGUCUGCUAUGGGGUGCUGCCAAAUUGGUUCCAGUUGGGUAUGGUAUCAAGAAAUUGCAGAUUUCUUGUGUCAUCGAAGAUGAUAAAAUCGGAACAGACUUUUUGGAAGAAAGCAUCACUGGCUUUGAAGACUUUGUUCAAAGUGUGGAUGUUGCUGCUUUUAAUAAGAUCUAAUGAAUGAAUCACCUGGACCUGAGUUGAAUGUACACAUAUUAUGUAAUAGUUUGACUGCAAUCAAUGCCGGCUUAUAGCUUACCUUCUGUGGUGUAUUUAUGUUGGUGAAUAAACUAUGAAUUCUCUCGUUUGUACUAUUGGUUGGUGCCAUGGUACCUUCAACACUAACAUAACUCCUUGGGUGUCUCAUUCUUACUGACCAUGAUUUCUUACCAAGUAUGUGUGUGAUCUAACUAAGAUGGUACACUCUUUGCUCACAGAAGUAUUUAGAUUUAGUAAGUUUUAUUCACCCAUGGAGAAACUGGAUGUCAACAUUAAAAGAUUACUCUCAACCAGU